CUUCGUGACCAUGUGCUUCGGCAGCUUCAUAUAUCACAUCCUGGUGUUGGGAGAAUGAAGGCGAUCGCUCGCAGUUAUGUUUACUGGCCCAACAUCGAUGACCAUAUCGAAGACCUCGUUCGCAAGUGUAGUAAAUGUGCUCAAGCAUCAAAGUGUCCACGCAAGACAGAACUAUGUUCCUGGCCACGACCGGACAAACCAUGGUCCCGUGUUCAUGUUGACUUCGCUGGAACGUUCAAUAGUAUGCAUUUCUUAAUAUGUGUCGACGCGUUUUCCAAAUGGCCAGAGAUAUUUCCUAUGCAUUCUGCCACAUCAAUUGCAACAGUGUCCCACCUACGUCAACUAUUACUGAACGUUUCGUCGACACCUUUAAGCGUGCUUAUGCAAAAGCGAAGGGGGAGGGAACAACAGAAAAAAAUUUUGGAUAAAUUCUUGCUGCAUUAUCGUACGAAUGAAAAAGGACAGUUAUGUGUCAGACACACAGAUCACGCUCUAUCCAGUACCACGCAAAAGUCAACUCGACAAAGAAGAGCUCCAAAACCUUUUCAAAUAGAUCCAAAAAGCAAGUCCUACACUCUUUACGGGGGGAGGUGAUAGGAUCCCACACAUUUUGUUACUGACUGUCAAUGUCGCACAUAUGGCAUAUUAUCAUUUCUCACACACUUUGUUAUUGGCUAUUAAGGUCAAUUAUUUCAAAUGCUGUUAGCUGUCCAUAUUGUUGUAAAAUGUAUAAAUACCAUGGCUUUCUUUAUCGUUGUUGCACCUCAAUACACAGUCACAGUCCAGCCUUUGUCUUUUGAUAUUUGCGUGCUUUACUAAGUCGGAAGGUACGACGAGCAGAUAGACAGAUUAGUUCAGGCGCAGACAGAAUAAGGUGAAAACGUCUUCAUUCAAUUCCCUACAGAUAUAACAAAUUGGCGACGGGGAUUUACUUUAAUUCAUCGCAGUUAUAGCACGCAACGACGACAGUUUUUAUUCUGUUCAGCGCAACUAUAUAACAUUUUUGACUGUGUUAAUUACAACCCAAUUAUAAUGUCUAUCUCUCUGGACGAUCUUCCGGUGACUGCAGUUGAGGUUGCCAGACACACACUGCGUGAUCCAGUUUUACAGCAAGUAUCAAAGUUCAUCCGAUUUGGCUGGCCUCCACAUGUUCAUUCAAAUGUU
Messenger RNA from Trichobilharzia regenti, 1164 nucleotides. The record is from the annotation of a GenBank genome assembly. NCBI's taxonomy places the organism in Eukaryota, Metazoa, Platyhelminthes, Trematoda, Strigeidida, Schistosomatidae.